Molecule: messenger RNA, 872 nt
Organism: Anopheles aquasalis
Lineage: Eukaryota; Metazoa; Arthropoda; Insecta; Diptera; Culicidae
Gene: CRIF
Product: growth arrest and DNA damage-inducible proteins-interacting protein CRIF
Cellular component (GO): mitochondrion; nucleus
Source: RefSeq, a predicted model, not a curated record
GAAAAUGUUUUCCUGCAAGGUGCGUCCCUUUCUAGCGCUGCGGAGUGGUGCCGCCGAAUACCUUGGACAGUUCCGAAGCCUCACAAUCGGUGCGGCGCGGCUGGAGAAAAAACAGGCCGAGCUGGAGGAAGCGGAAGAUGCGGAUGAGUUGCCGGUAACGUUUGUGGACGAUGUUGAGUCGGUCGAAGCACGCGAGGAACGUAUCGAUGGGCUGCGGAACAAAUCGCGCCUACUGACACAGCACCGGAACAUGCUGCACGAUGUGUUACCGUACGAACAGUCCCAGUCGUGGAUCCACGAAACGGUCAAAUACCGGCGGAUGAUGCUCGGAAGAUACGGCAUCGAGGGUAGUCGAACGGAUCCCCGAGUUUGCUUCCCAACUAAAAAGGAAGCGUACGAAAGGGCAGAAUACGAAAAGGUGGCAUUUCCCUUCACCUUGCGCCAAAUGAUGGACGCAAACGAAGCAGCCCAGAAGGCCCGUAAGGCGGCGACCGAAGCCCGGGAGGCGGAAAUUGCACGUAAACUGGAGAAACUGGACCAGUGGACGUCGGAUUUGAAUGCGAAGAUCGAAAAGAAAGAACGUGAAGCACGAGCCGCCAAAGAACGCAAGGACCGGUUGGUAGAGGAGGUGCGGCGACACUUUGGCUUCAAGGUGGAUCCGCGUGACGAACGGUUCCAGGAGAUGCUGGCGCAGAAGGAACGCGAAGACCGCAAGAAGGUGAAGGAAGCGAAGCGGAAGGAGAAGGAGGAGAAAAUGAUGGAAAAGUUACAGAAGAAGACGGCCGAGCUGGAGGCCGAGGUAGAUGUGUCGAGCGGGAAAGGCAAAAAGUAGCGCCAUUAAUAUAGUUCUCCUUGCUUUAGUGAACCAGUAA